AAAUAAGUAUUUCCGGGUUGUUGUCAUGGACGCUCAAGAUGUCUGAAAUAACAAAAAACGAAUGGACGGAACCUAAUACUCUGAUAAACAAGGAUCAUGCAUCUAGCGACUUAUUUGUAAUGUAUUUUUAGGGUACAAUUCACGAAGCGAUCAGGUUUUUGUUUCAAUCUAUGAGUUGGAGUCGUUGUUGAAAACAGCAAUGUCUGGGCGGAUUUUUUCAAAACACAAUCGCGUAACGGUAUCAGCCUUUCUUAUUAUUAGGUCAAUUCGACAAUGUACUGCGAUUUCCACAAAUGCGUGGCAUUAAAAUAGUCUCCUUGUGUUGAAGAUGAAGUUUUUUUGCUUGUCGCUGUGGGGCUGCAUAUCUCAUCAGGAGGAGAUCUUAAAAUAGGUUUGAAUUUGGAAGAACGGCAUGGAGUGGCCAGAAGAUUUUCCCCAAGACCAAGCCUUUGUUGAGCUGGUGGGCUCUUCGCUCUCCUGUGACCUCGACUUUGAGCAGCUCGUCAAAGAUACGGAAGAGAAACUCAAGCUCAAUGCCAACAGUAUUGAAGAGCAUCUGGCGGAGCUGCAGGCCAAAAUGGGAGACUCGCGUAGCGCCGAACGUCCGCCCAGCCCGACCGAAUGCCUGCAGUGGUUCGAUGUCAAAACGCUCAGCAGCGUCAGCGCGGGACAUCGGGAACUCAUGGACUUCUUCACUUGCUUGCAAGACUACCUGAGGUCAAAAGAGGAAGGAAGAGAAGACGCCACGCUGCAGCUCCUACUCAACCUCUCAUCCCAGAGGGGUGUCUGCUUCCCUUGCAUCCCAUCUUCAUCCUUGUCCUUCUCUCAUCAACUCCUUGCCCCUCCCUUUCCCUCCAUACAUACAAUCAAAGAUGACUCGCCGUCCGAGAUCCAAGUGGCGUGGGAAGAUGUCCGUCUUCAGCUCCGCUGCUAUCUGUUGGAGCGGCUGUCUACGGAAAGCGCAGCGACUCGCCGAGCACCUUCCUCGUCCAUCGCGCAACGAGUCCAGCGCCUGGAGCAGUUGUGCUUUUUGUACCCCGAGUGUGAAGUUCUCACUCAUUAUCAGGGACUAAGAGGCCAAGCCAUGCUGGCUCUUCUCCACUCCGCCAUGUCCUCCAGUCCAGCCGGUGUGACCGGCUUUGACCGAGUGACUACGGCCUUCCGCUCGGUGGUCCCGGCCCUCACGCAGGCCCUCGCCGAAGACCUCCGCGUCCUUCCGAGAAUCGUGGAGCCGCACGCCAUCUUGGGCUUCCUAAAUGCAUCCUAUCUCCGGCCCGUGGCGAGCGAACUGUCCUCCCUGCUCGAGAGAGAGCGCGAUACAGCGUUGAGGGACAACACAAUGCUCGGGAGCAAGAUCAAAAGAUACUCGUCCAAGUCUCGAGCAACGGUUGCGCCCAUGGAAGUUCCGGCGAAAAGUCGGAGUUUCAGUCUGACCGCCCACCAGUUGAAGGCCUUAACCCGGCUGGCCUGCUCGCUGCUGGCCUAUGAGAGCGACGUCAAAGAGAUGGUCAACAACGUGAUUUUCCUUAAUUGCACUGGGGAGGCUCCCAGUGUCAAAGGCAUCUUGAAAAAGGCUAAAGAGGAGUCAGAUAUGACAGGAUUAAGCAGGACAUUCACAACACCGACAAUUCACACAUCAGAGGUUCUGGAGUUUGAUUGGAGGUCAGCCUUUAGCGGACUGGUCCCUCAUAUGGCUCACUGUGUCAAAGUGGUGCUGGAUGAUGUUUGUAGCAAGAGUCUUCAGCAGGAGGAAGCCCUUCAUUCCUUGCCUCACUACUCAGUCCCGCUGGAAAGUUUAAGUGGACGCAGGAGCAACCACGACGGCGACAUAAAUGUCACCGAUGACGACUACUCACCGAGAGACACUCCGAGCGUGGUAGCUAAGUUUUGUAUUCCAGUGGUGGACGAGCUGGAUGCCUUGCUACCGCUAGCAACCGCCUGCAAGGACAGCUCUCUCCUGGAGGUUCCAUCAAGCUUCGUGGAGGCCUGCAGCCGGGCAGCGUUAGCCGUGCUGGAACGUUUAGAGCGGAGAGCCCUGGAAGUCCCGUCCUCUCUCCCACUCAAGAACCUGCCUGCUCUGUUGGCCACUUGCAUUUACGUACUCCAUCGAUUGGAACGCUACCACGCGCGGCUGAAGGACUCGACUUCUACUUUAGCCAAAGUCCACUUGAGUUUGCUGCCUGUCCAGAAGUACCAGCAAAGCGUUGAGGCCUUGAAGGACCAACUGAGCAGCUAUUGUCUUCAAGUUUGUUCCACCUGUGUGCUUCAGGAUGCCGAGAGCCACCACUGGGCUGACCCCAAACCGUUUUAUGAGGGUGAACGCUGUUCCUUCUCAGUGCAGAUGUGGUUCUACUUCCUGUGUGGUCUCCGUAGUGAUCUGUGGGCCGUCCUCCCGCCGCAGUUAGCCAAAGAGUUGCUGGGACAGGUUCUGUCGGAAACACUACAGGUGCUGGUGAAGAGAUACGCCAGGGCCCGACCUUCGUAUAAGAGACACCUGCAGAUAAGAUGUGACAUCACAGCAGUGCUGCUGUUCGUGGAGCAUCUAUUGUGGAGCGUGUGCAAAAGUCCCGAGUCCUUGCUCCGCCGCGACCCGUCAUCGGCGGUCACCAUAAUAGCGGGUGGAUCCGACUGGCCCUACCAGAUCCAUAGCUUGUGCGAACAGCUCCUGACGGUCCUCGUCAUCGGCACGGCGCCGCUGACGUUGUUGCACAGAACAUUUACGGAUAACGAUGAGUCGCAGCAGUCGAACAAGCCUGUGCUCCAUUGGCUGAAUGCUCUGGAACCAAACAUCUACACAGAACAAGUCAUACAAGACGGCCUUGUGGGCCAGGAAGCCUCUGAAUGUCAGCUCCGGCUGCUGACCUCUGACCCCGGAAGCAAUCCCAGGUUGCUGCUGCGAAUGCUACUUCACAGAGACUGUCACCUGCCCCGUACGCUCCUGCAAAACUCUUAUUUUUGCCAGGAAAGCCAACCAGAAAUACCCACAGAGGAACGCAAAGCCGGCGAUGCCUUUGUCGUUGCGCUUUUCAACACUUGUACCUGGCUGAGUGACACCCCCAAGGCCUUAACUCACAUCCUUCAACCCUACCUGGAGACUUUGCAUGUAUGGCAACAUCUCUACACUCUGGCAGACACAACUCAGAAAGUGCCGGUCGUGGUGGAUCGUAUCAGGCUGAUAGUCACCAAGUCUACCAACACCAUUCUGGCUCACCUGGUUACCAUGGUAACAGACUGGCAUGCCACAGAGGAGCAAAGUGAAGCCUGGAAAAUUGUUCCGGAAAGUGUCUUGGCUAAAGUGCCCAAAAGCUGGAACUAUGUACCAGUACGAGCAAAGGAGACUGGGAAGGGAGACGCUUCGUUGAAGACUGUCACAUCCCUCAUCAUUCAAGCCAUGUCCUUCAUUUUCACCAACCUGCCGCUGGUCGUAGCGUCCUUGCCCCUCCCCAUCCGCUAUCUCUUCCAAACGGCAGAGAAACGUCUUUCCGAGCAUGCCCGGCAACUACGCUCAGUGGGCCUGUUGCUCUGGUCCUUGUUGAACUGCCUGAUCCACAAUCUCUGGGACUCGCACACACUUGAAGAAAUCAGUGGGCUAGCCUUGAACGGUCAGGCCAAGGAUCGCCUGGGCCUGUUGGCUGAGUGUCUGCAGGCUUCAAUCGGGAUUCAACAGAAGGGUGUACCCAAAAGCACGGUGCACAAGGUGCUGCAGACUCUGGAGGAAAAAAGACCAAAGUGGAUAAACGUGCAGCUGCAGAAGGCCCGCAAACUCUGCAUAAACAGCGUCCAUGAGCGAGGAGGCAAGGAAAGUGCGGCCGAACUGACCGAGCAGAAAAUGGACCUGAUGCUGCUGGAGGUCUGCCACAAAGCAGGGGGCAGCCACUACCUGAGGCACAUCCAUCACAUCAUCCAAGGCAAUGAGGAUUUGCUGAUGUCCAAAUUGAGCGGUAACACGGACUUGCCCUGUGAGCCACCUCGUCUGGUGAGCUUUGACGUCGGUGAUCGUUUAGGCAUCACCAAAUUCAACCCCCUUGAGCAGUUUGACCGAAUCGGCAAAAAGAAGCUGGAUCAGGUUGCUAUCGUUGAGUGGACGUGGGAGUGGACAAGGCUGCUGCCAGCGUAUCAGGACAUGUGCCAAAUCACCUUCAAAAAUCUGCUGGCCAACAGGUGGGAGAUGCGGGAAGGUGCUGAGCUGGAAGACGAGGAGAAAAUAAUGGUUGAGGAACUCCAAAGAGCCUAUUUUGUUUGCCACUGCGACGCGGGACUGCAGGAGUCUCGUGAAGCAGAUGAAACCACGGCUGAGGGGACCCAAGGGGGAGCGCAAGCAUCCGAUAAAAGCGCUGCCCAAUAACAGUCCGAGCAGUUGGAAUUUUUAUCGUGUUGUAAAUGUUUAGUUGUAAUACGCACUUGCGGCUCUCAAGGUAUUAGAGUGUGCGUGUGUGUGUUGUGUCAUGCUGGUGUCGGCUCGUACAGUACGCACGUGCAUUUUGCUUCAGACUAAAUGCGUCGCUUCUUCUCCGCACCGCAUCAGUCACAUUUCAUCUUUUUGGAGCGCAUCCGUUCUGGGAAAUGGAUUUGUUUGCCCGGGACAAGAUGGGACUUGUGUGAUCAUUGGAGAUUUUUAUUAUUUUAGGCAACUUGUGUAAAGAUGUUGGCGUCAGCAUACUUUUUUUCUUGCUUUCUGUAAAAAAUAAUAAUAAUAAGAGCGAUGAUGUUUGUUUUGAUUGCAGCCCGUUCCAAAAUCGACCUCACGCUAUAAUGUCUGUCAGUAUUGUGCAACCCAAGAAGUAUUUUCGAUGUAAUGAGAUGACUAAAUGUAAAACCCAUUUGACAUACACUACCGUUCA
Molecule: messenger RNA, 4841 nt
Organism: Syngnathus typhle (broad-nosed pipefish)
Lineage: Eukaryota; Metazoa; Chordata; Actinopteri; Syngnathiformes; Syngnathidae
Product: KIAA0825 ortholog
Exons: 23
Coding region: 413-4345 (1310 amino acids)
Source: RefSeq, a predicted model, not a curated record